Molecule: messenger RNA, 1011 nt
Organism: Gloeophyllum trabeum ATCC 11539
Lineage: Eukaryota; Fungi; Basidiomycota; Agaricomycetes; Gloeophyllales; Gloeophyllaceae
Product: terpenoid synthase
Exons: 4
Coding region: 1-1011 (336 amino acids)
Source: RefSeq, a predicted model, not a curated record
AUGGCGAGCCCUCAGUCAUACCAGCUCCGUCUUCCAGAUUUCUUCGCCUUGUGCCCGUUCAAAGCCUCCACCAACCCUUUCUACAAUCAGAUCAACGGGGAGGCCAUCGACUGGGUGAUACGCCAUAACGUACUCACGGGGGAUGCAUACGUCCGUUUUCUGCUGGGUUCCGGACCAAUGCUCAUGUCAUACUCGUACCCCCUUGCUAGCCGGGAGCACUUCAGGACGUUAUGUGACAUUGUCAACCUGCUCUUUGUUGUGGACGAGAUAAGCGACGAGCAGAGCGGCGACGACGCACGCAAGACUGGACUGAGUAUUGUCCGAGCAUUCAAAUGCGAGGAAUCAGAUAACGAUCCCACUGCCCUUGAGAAGAUGUCCAAGGAAAUCAAGAACCGCUUUUUCGAGCUCGGUAGUGAGAAUUGCUUUGAGCGAUUCGUCAAGCAAUUCGAGGCCUAUGUGGAUGCUGUGGCAAAAGAGGCGGUCUCUCGUGGGCACAGAGGCGAAGUGCUGGACAUGGACAGCUUCAUCCCUCUCCGUAGACGGAACAGCGCAGUCCUGACGCUCUUCACAUUGUUCGAGUACGCCAUGGGCGAGGACCUGCCAGACGAAGUCCACGAGGACCCCACUCUCGCCAAUAUGCGCUGCGCCGCUUGUGACAUGGUAUGGUUGUCCAACGAUAUCUACUCUUAUAAGGUGGAAGCGCGUCUCGACAUUCACUACAAUAAUUUCGUCUCCGUGGUACUAAAUGAAAGGGAAAUAAGCUUCCAGGAGGUAUUUGACUAUGCCGGAGAGUAUUAUAAAGGUCUUGUGGGUAAGUUCCUAGAGAAUAAAGUGAAGCUCCCAUCUUGGGGACCGUCGGUAGACAAGGUUGUGGCAGGCUACGUCAAAGGCCUGGAGGAUUGGGUCGUUGGAAACUUGGAAUGGAGUUUUGGGUGUCGUAGGUACUUUGAGAGUGGUAGAGACAGGAUUAGGGAGAGCUUAGUACUCGAAAUGUACUCGGAAGCGGCCUAA